AUGGCAGAUACCACCGCUCUGCCCUGGCUGGCCCGGAGGUGGCUGCUAAGAGGAAAUCCUCAACUGGAUACCUUCGUCAACGUGGGAGCCAAGGAUGGCGUGCAUGAGGAUCCCUUGUACACGCUUCUUCUGAACCCUGGAGACGUGCGCUUUUCGCUUGCUGUGGAGAUGAACCACGAGUUCUGCUUGCAGCACGCCCGCAACCUUCCGCACGUGUUGCUUCUCUGCAUGAAAGCCACGAAGUCAACCGUCCCUGACAUCGUGGCUCAACUGCCAGAGUGGCUCCGAGGGCAGAAGAGGCCUGCUCUCGAUUUGCCAUCUCUACCUCGCUUAGACGUUCUGAAAGUAGACUUGGACGGGGCGGAUUGCGACAUCGCUGCGGCGUUUCUGUGGAGAGUCCUCGCCAAGUUCGUCGUAAUGGAGGUAUAUGAUGGUGUACCCCCACCGCUUCGUUUUGCACUACAUGACAGUGAACUCCUAGCGUGGCCUCCGGCAGCCCCAUGGGGCUGCUCGCUGAGCUACCAGGUGAGGCUGAUGAAGCAAUUUGACCUCGAGUUGGUGUGGUAUGGUGCCGGCAACGCGAUCUUUGCACACCGCUUUGCCGCACAGCUGCUAGGAUUGCCCAGCCCCUUGGACGAGGCAGACUGUUAUGCCAAGUCUGUGCUGAUGACAAUGUGGCCCAGUGGCCGAACACUCCGCAGGUGGUUUUAUGAGGAGAGCCUCAAUGAGACUUUCGUGGAAGUCCAAGCGUCCCUUACCAAGCGACUGGAAAAUCUGACUUUCACACUGGACGCGUAA
Messenger RNA from Symbiodinium pilosum, 798 nucleotides. NCBI's taxonomy places the organism in Eukaryota, Dinophyceae, Suessiales, Symbiodiniaceae. The record is from the annotation of a GenBank genome assembly.